Molecule: messenger RNA, 2126 nt
Organism: Ziziphus jujuba (common jujube)
Lineage: Eukaryota; Viridiplantae; Streptophyta; Magnoliopsida; Rosales; Rhamnaceae
Exons: 8
Coding region: 215-1996 (593 amino acids)
Source: RefSeq, a predicted model, not a curated record
AAAAAAGUUAAAACCCUGCAGAAACAGCUAGUCCAGAGUUCGGAAACCCAACUAUUUCUUAGCUGCCACGUGCCGUUUUGGCGCUAAAUACCCUUCCUUUUAAUUCUGUUGGCUCCCUACCCAACGGCUAGUUACCUUUUCCCGUUGAAGAAUUUCGUUAGGGUUUUAUCCCCACCGUCUGCGAUCACAGACGUUAGUCCAUGCUAGGACUACAAUGAAGCGGAGAUCGCAGAUCCCAACCACUUCACGAAGUUUUCAGGAAGCUUCGAGAUCCGAUUCCCAAAUUCCCGCUUCAAUAUCCCCGCGAUCCAAAGAUUUGAGCCGCAAGAAAAGAGUGAGAUUUAAAGAUCUCGAUGAUGCCAUACCCUGUCGAGCAGAUAAUGAUUCUGUGCACGUAGAAGCAGUUCAGCCCCUAACAUGUGAUGGUGCAAAAACUUCUGAAUAUGCAUUCUUUAAGAAAUUAAAGAAAGAUGCAGGUCACGAAUUGGGUUCCCAUCCUUUGAAUAAUGACUCAAAACAAAUCCAAGCAAAAACGUUGAAGUCGGUGAGCUGUUUUGGAGAGAGGACCAAGAUUGUCGAUGAUAGCUGUAAUAAGGGGAUCAAGUACUCAUUUCCGGUUGAAAAAGCUACACCUGUGAACUUCUAUUCAUUUGACUCAUCGCUUGGUAAUGCAUUAAAAAAUUCAGAUGUGAUCAUGGAGAAAGGCUGGACAAAGUCAGACCAUCUGCAUAGGAUACAUGAAGAUAUGGAGGAAGAUAACAAUGCCUUGAAACCUGACGGGACUAAAUACAGGCAUGCAGAAACUUUUAUUAGGAAGAGACAGAAACUAUGUCAAUGGGUUGCAGCUACCUCAUAUCCUGAUAUGGAUGGAAUUUAUUCAAAGGGGUACAAUAUCAUUUCUGCACUCCUUGGACGGCUGGUGCCGAAGAGCAGUGAGAACAAUAAUCUAAAGGAACAAAAAGUGGGGCAAAUGGAAACUAAUGCCAAAUCGUCAUCACUUGUUUCCUCUGAAUCAGAUAUUGACUGCGUGAAUAUUCAACUGACUCCUACCAGAAAAUUAGUCGAACAUGAAUGUGGCCGCUACUUUGUUGAUUCUAUAUCGUCUUCUUGGGCCAAUAGAUCAGGAGGGGGAAUUCCAUACUUGGACUCUGACUCUCCAACUAGGUAUGCUAAUGAAACGCAGCAUCACUGCAGAAUAUGGGAAUCUGACUCUGCAUUAAGAGGUGGCAUUUCGACUUUAUGUGCUGAAAGUGAUUUUACCUUUCCAAUCUCUAAGUAUGGGUCUGUUAGUAAUCUUAAAGAGCUUGAUCUCUUCUGUCAUCCAAAUAGAUAUUUGGUUGGAAGAGAGUUGGACAUGCCUAUGCGGGACUGGGAUUUUGACAACAUAAAGGAUGAAAAAAACUUAUCUCUAGCUCACAACCAUGAAUAUGGGAGACAUCUUCUUGAAGGCAAGGACGAUAUAAUACCAGAUCCUAGCCAUUUACCAUUAACCUUAUCGUGUACUCCCAACCAUUUUACUGCAAAAGAUUGCCAUAAUGAUAAUGGAAGUGAUGGUGGCAGCAACUUCUUUACUCCCCACCACAACAACUGGUUUAUGAGCAAAGUUAUCAAGGAGGGUCAUGAUUAUCCUAAUACAGAAGCUCUCCUAUCCUCUGAGCUUGUUCUUGAUUUAGGAUUGAAAUGCUUUCCAUUAACUGGAUUCCCAAAAGAGCAUGUUUUAUCUACUGAUCAAGCUCUACAAUUUCCAGGAAUGGAAGACAUUUCUUCCCACCUUCUUACAUAUGAUGGUUAUGAUAGUUGCUUGGGCGACACAAAUCAUACAGGAACCCGUGCUCAUUUUAGUGAAGAUAACCUUAGCAUCCAUGACUAUCCAUCCUUUGAAUUCCAGUUAUUUCAGGACAGAGAACAGACAUGGCCCUUGCUGCUUGAUAAGUCAAGCCAGGAUGGAGUUGAAGAAUGUAUGGAUUUUGGAAAUUGUAAACUGAAUUACAUUUGAUGAUAUGAUAGAUAGAUUUUCAAGUGUGGUUACAAUUCUACAAUGUUGAAUUGAAAUAUUUGAUUAUCAAUUCAUGUUUCGAGUUGCUAACUAACAAUUUUAUCGUUGCAUCUCAAGUAUCAUUGCCAAA